Macrosiphum euphorbiae (potato aphid) is the source of this 540-nucleotide messenger RNA. The record is from the annotation of a GenBank genome assembly. Lineage: Eukaryota; Metazoa; Arthropoda; Insecta; Hemiptera; Aphididae.
AUGAUAUAUAAUAAAGAAAAAAACACCAUUAUAGACGUUAUUGCCAAAAUAGAACAAAUUAAAGAAACCGAAAAUAUAACAUCUGUACACGGUGAUAACUAUGAGAAAAAAGAAAUAAUUCUCAUAGAUGAAAACAACAGAAAAAUAACUUUAAAUUUAUGGAAUGAAAAAUCAAUGAAUUCAAAAGAAAAAAAGAGGAUAUUAUUGCAAUUAAAAAUGCCAAAAUUGGAGAGCUUUCCCGAAGCGACAAAAAUAAGAGAAGAGUGUCAAGAACAAAAUCAAGACACUGAAUUAGAUGAAACAAUAUAUACAAAAAUUGAUAAGAUUUUAAAUCUGGAAAAUCAAACAAUCAUAAAUGUCAUUGCAGUUAUCGAAAAUAUCGGAGACACUGAUACAGUAUUUGCAAAAGAUGGAAGGGAAUUUAAGAAAAAAGAGAUACAACUAAUUGAUUACAGUGAUGAGGCAAGUGUAUAUCAGUGUAAAAUCACUAUAAAUAUUAAUAAUCCUCAUGUUCUAGAUUACACUGACGUUAUGGAAUAA